CCCUUCCAGGUCCUUAUGCUGACGCUACAAAACGACCCCCCCUCGCUCGAGACGGGGGUGCAGGAUAAGGAGAUGCUGAAGAAGUACGGGAAGUCGUUCCGCAAGAUGAUUUCGUCGUGCCUGCAGAAAGACCCCGAAAAAAGGCCCACAGCUGCCGAACUCCUAAGACACAAAUUUUUCCAGAAAGCGAAGAACAAAGAAUUUUUACAAGAAAAAAUGUUGCAGAGAGCCCCAACAAUCACCGAAAGAGCCAAAAAGGUCCGGAGAGUCCCGGGUUCCAGCGGGCGUCUUCACAAGACGGAGGACGGCGGCUGGGAGUGGAGUGACGACGAAUUAGCUGCCAUUCUACAGCUCUGGUCUCCCAGGGUUAAAGAAUCGUCUCAGAAUUCAGAGCUCUUUCCAUCGGCUGAGCCCACAGGCCCGUUGCUCAACAUCUCCUCUCAGGCUCCUGCUCAACUACCUCAGCCUGCGGGACAAGCUCCUGCACAGCCACCCCCAGCGGUCCUCCCUCCAGCUCCUCAGGCUCCUGCCUCGGCUCCUCCAGCGGCACAGGCACCUUCUGCCCCUGUUGCGGCGGCGGCCCCUGCGCAAGAAGAUACGAAAGUUCCCAUCAGCCUCGUUCUAAGGUUAAGGAAUUCAAAGAAAGAACUCAAUGACAUUCGGUUUGAAUUCACCCCUGGGAGAGAUACUGCUGAUGGGGUAUCCCAAGAACUCAUCUCGGCUGGGCUUGUGGACGGCAGGGACUUAGUAAUAGGUAACACCAGAUGCUGCUGAAUUGCACGCUCCCCC
Sphaerodactylus townsendi is the source of this 789-nucleotide messenger RNA. RefSeq names its product serine/threonine-protein kinase OSR1-like. NCBI's taxonomy places the organism in Eukaryota, Metazoa, Chordata, Lepidosauria, Squamata, Sphaerodactylidae. The record is from RefSeq and is a predicted model, not a curated record. Gene Ontology annotation, biological process: protein phosphorylation. The transcript is spliced from 10 exons. Gene Ontology annotation, molecular function: protein serine/threonine kinase activity; protein serine/threonine kinase activator activity; ATP binding. The annotation marks the transcript as partial.